Drosophila ficusphila is the source of this 1800-nucleotide messenger RNA. RefSeq names its product pickpocket protein 28 (gene ppk28). Gene Ontology annotation, molecular function: ligand-gated sodium channel activity. The coding region runs from base 1 to 1800 and encodes 599 amino acids. Gene Ontology annotation, biological process: sodium ion transmembrane transport. Gene Ontology annotation, cellular component: membrane. Lineage: Eukaryota; Metazoa; Arthropoda; Insecta; Diptera; Drosophilidae. The record is from RefSeq and is a predicted model, not a curated record. The transcript has 4 exons.
AUGAGCAAGUGGACGGAGAACAGGCGGCGGCACAGUGCCACCUCGAUGGGCAGGAAAAACGACUCCGAAUCGGACGGCGAUGACAAUUCCAUCUGUAGCCGUGCGGCGAUUAAACGAAGUGUGGUGUACUACCUAAAAAAUAGUACGCUUCAUGGUUUAAAGUACAUCGCCGAGGAGAGUAUCACAAUUACGGAGCGAGUCUUUUUCGGCAUUGCCUUUGUGCUGGUGGUUAUCCUGUCCGGCUUCUUCAUCUCCAACGUGUACGUGAAGUGGAGCGCUUCGCCCAUAAUUAUAUCGACCAGUGCCAAGCAGAAGUUGACCAGCAACAUGCCCUUCCCGGCGAUCACGAUCUGCAAUCUCAACCAGGCGCUGCUCAGCAAGGUGGAGCGCAUUUCGCGCACCAGCACGAACUUCUCGCUGCUGAUGGGUCUGUGCGACCAGGGCGGCGAUACGACCAUCUCCUACAUCGGCACCUGGAAGUACUUCAAGGCGAUCCUCGUGGAGGUCGCCCAGCCGUGCGAGAAGAUGCUGCUCUACUGCACGUUCGGUUCGCGGGCGGAGGAGUGCUCCCUGCUCUUUAACUCCAUCCUGACGGACGACGGGCUGUGCUGCAACUUCAAUGCCUUGGAUCCCUCCUACCUCAUUCGCAACUACAGCGACGACGUGCGCUGGGAGCCGGCUCAGCCGAAUUCCCGCUACGAGCCCAUCGACUGGACGCCGGAGAAGGGCUAUGCCCGCAAGCUGCCCGAGUUCUACUAUCCGCGCACCUCCGGUGGCACGGGCAUCCGGAUGGGCCUCACCGUCGUGCUGAACGCCUCCCGGGCGGAGUACUACUGCACCAAGUCCAUGAGCGUGGGCUUCAAGAUCCUUGUCCACAAUCCCGCCGAGCUGCCGAAGGUCAGCAACUAUGGCUUCGUGGUCACCGGCGGACAGGAGGCCCGGAUACCCAUCGAGCCGGUUUACGAGGACGCCCUGCCCUCCAUUCGAUCCAUCAAGAAGACGGUGCGUCGGUGCCUCUUCUCCGAUGAGAACGAUUUGGCCUACUACCGAACCUAUUCGCGCAAGAACUGCGAGCUGGAAUGCGAGGCCAAGUUGCUGCUCCGCGAGUGCAGCUGCGUCCUCUACUACCUGCCCCGGAUCGAUCCAUUGGCCAGGGUGUGUGGGCCGAACGAUAAUCUCUGCACGGAUCGGGUGCAGACCGAGAUCGAGUCCUCGCUGACGAACUUGUCCUGCGAAAGCUGCUGGCCGGGCUGCUUUGAGCUGACCUACAAGGCCACUCUUUCCACGGCCUCGAUCGUCUCGGAUCCGCGAUUCCAGGCCGGCGAGAACCUGCCCGACUAUAUCUUCCACGGACCGUAUAGCAACGCCAGCGAGAUCUCCAUCCUGCACUUCUACUACAUGACCAACAUAUUUCGCAGCACCACCAAGUCGGAGAUGUUUGGCUUCACCGAGUUUUUGUCAAAUACUGGAGGCCUUCUGGGUCUCUUCAUGGGCUUCAGUAUCUUCUCCGUGAUCGAGAUAUUCUUCUAUAUCACCGUUCGUCCGUAUUGCGCCUCGCGAACUCUCAGGCAGCGCCACUCGCGUCGCCUGGAGCAGCUCCGCUGGCUGACUCCGGUCCGGUUGCCCGGCCGCAGGAUUCUCCGCCGUAAUCGCGGCGGAAUCAACCGGAAUCCGCCGCCACCCGCCUACAGUGAUCUGCAGAAGAGUCGCGGGAAGAGGAGAAUCUGGCAGAUGCUUCAGGUUCGGCCAGUGGACCCAGUGAAUCCAGUGGAUCCACCUGUCUAUCCGUACCUGGAAUAA